CUUCUCCACCAUUGCAAAAAACUAGAAAUAUUUGCUAAAGCAUUUCUCACUUAAAAGUUAAAACCACUCUCUCUAUUCACUUCAAUGGCGAUUCCGGUGAUUGAUUUCUCUAAGCUCAAUGGUGGGGAGAGGGCGAACACACUUGCUGAGAUUGCAAAUGCCUGUGAGAAUUGGGGAUUCUUUCAGGAUGUCUUCACUCUCAAUGAUGACCAACAUGAAUGGCCAUCAAAAACCCCUGGAUUCAAGUAAGACUUCACUUCAUACAUCCAAUCUCAAAUCGAGAAAAUAGUGUUAAUGUGAAUGAUAUAUAAUUGUUGAAUCUACAAAUAACUACAAUUUGAGCUAAGUUUUUAUGCGCCGCGUGUAACCUGAUUGGAACAUAGAAUCUAAUUUUUGAGGUUGGUGUGCAGGGAAAGAAUGGCGGAAUACAGAUCUGAGUUGAGGAAAUUGGCUGAGAAAGUGAUGGAAGUAAUGGACGAAAACUUGGGCCUGCCAAAGGGAUACAUCAAGAGAGCAUUCAAUGGAGGAGAUGGGGAGGAGAAUGCUUUCUUUGGCACCAAGGUGAGCCACUACCCGCCAUGUCCACACCCUGAACGGGUGAACGGCCUCCGAGCACACACCGAUGCAGGCGGCGUGAUCUUGCUCUUCCAAGAUGACGAGGUGGGAGGACUUCAAAUCCUAAAAGACGGACAAUGGAGUGACGUCCAGCCAUUGCCAAACACCAUAGUCAUCAACACAGGGGACCAAAUAGAGGUUUUGAGCAACGGCAAAUACAAGAGUGUUUGGCACAGGAUUUUGGCCACCCCGGACGGGAAUAGGAGAUCAGUUGCUUCAUUCUACAAUCCAUGGAUGAAGGCUACCAUAGCGCCUGCUGUGGAGCUGGUGGAGAAGGCAAACCAGGAAGCAAAUCAAACUUACCCCGAAUUCGUCUUUGGGGACUACAUGUCUAUCUACAUUGAACAGAAGUUCCUGCCCAAAGAACCAAGAUUCCAGGCUGUGAAGGCAAGACAAGGGGCAGAUAGAGAUGGGAUUAAUUGAUUUUCAGCUGUGGUUUGUGGAAAAAAAAAUGGAGUACUGGUAGCAUUGUUUCUUACUAUUGACUAAGUUUGGUGUUUCGAGAAUGUAAUCCAAUUUUUUUUUUUUUUUUUAUAAAUGUAAAUUAGCUGU
Molecule: messenger RNA, 1167 nt
Organism: Rubroshorea leprosula
Lineage: Eukaryota; Viridiplantae; Streptophyta; Magnoliopsida; Malvales; Dipterocarpaceae
Source: the annotation of a GenBank genome assembly